Messenger RNA from Protopolystoma xenopodis, 228 nucleotides. Lineage: Eukaryota; Metazoa; Platyhelminthes; Monogenea; Polystomatidea; Polystomatidae. The record is from the annotation of a GenBank genome assembly.
AUGCCACAGGACGGACGCCGUCAGAGCUGGGAAUCAUGCCUGCAAAAGCGUCAGGUUAACACUACGUCAACAAGGCUGGCCGGCUCUUUUCUGUAUGAUAGAUCUGCUCAUUGUUGGAUGCCUCGUGGACUGCAUCAACCUGAACGUCGUAUUCAUGCUAAACGGCUGUGGUACAGCGCGAAUCAGCCGACGUAUUCUGGUGACAUUGGCGUAGGAAUCUCUGCUUGA